AUGUUUCGAAACAGUCUCAAGAUGCUUCUUACAGGAGGGAAGUCAAACCGCAAAAACAGGUCCAGUGAUGGAGGGAACGAGGAGCCACCAGACCGAAGACAGGCAAGUGUAGACUCCCGUCAGAGCCGAUCUGGGCAAGGUGGCACCUCCACAGAGAACGACUGUGCUUUUGAACCAGACUACGCUAUUCCGCCACUCCCAGUGACCGAAGGUGAUACUGAGCAGGAGCUGGGACCCCCUCCAUCCGUAGAUGAGGCAGCAAAUACACUCAUGACUCGCCUGGGCUUCCUCCUCGGAGAGAAAGUCACGGAGGUACAGCCAGGGCCCCAGUACAGCAUGGAGGUGCAGGAUGAGAACCAGAGCUCGGCGGUGACGCAGCGCAUCAGCCCCUGCUCCACGCUGACCAGCAGCACGGCCUCGCCGCCCGCCAGCAGCCCCUGCUCCACCUUGCCGCCCGUCAGCACCAGCGUCACCGCCAAGGACUGCACCUACGGCGCCGUCACCAGCCCUACCUCCACGCUGGAGAGCAGAGACAGCGGCAUCAUCGCUACUUUGACAAGCUACUCAGAAAAUGUGGAACGCACUAAAUAUGGAGGGGAAAGCAGUAAAGAACUUGGAUCCGGAGGAAACCUGAAACCUUGGCAGUCCCAGAAAUCCAGCAUGGACUCCUGCUUAUACCGUGUGGAUGAGAACAUGACGGCCUCCACCUACAGCCUGAACAAAAUCCCAGAGAGGAACCUGGAGACGGUCUUGUCCCAGUCAGUGCAGUCUAUUCCUCUUUACCUUAUGCCACGGCCAAAUUCAGUAGCAGCCACCAGCUCAGCCCACUUAGAAGAUCUCGCUUACCUGGACGAGCAGCGACACACUCCCCUGCGGACAUCCCUCCGAAUGCCGCGGCAGAGCAUGGCCGGAGCCCGCACGCAGCAGGACCUGCGAGUACGCUUCGCACCUUAUAGACCUCCCGACAUCUCUCUGAAACCGCUGCUCUUUGAGGUGCCCAGCAUCACCACCGAGUCCGUCUUCGUUGGCCGGGACUGGGUGUUCCACGAGAUAGAUGCGCAGCUGCAGAGUUCAAACGCCAGCGUCAACCGAGGUGUAGUGAUUGUUGGGAACAUUGGGUUUGGAAAAACGGCCAUCAUCUCCAGACUGGUUGCGCUCAGCUGCCAUGGCACACGGAUGAGACAGAUUGCUUCUGAUAGCCCGCAUGCCUCUCCGAAACAUGUGGAUGCAAACCGAGAGCUGCCCUUAACCCAGCCGCCUUCUGCUCACUCGUCAAUCACCAGCGGGAGCUGCCCGGGGACUCCCGAAAUGCGCCGGCGCCAGGAAGAGGCCAUGCGGAGACUUGCUUCACAGGUUGUCGCUUAUCACUACUGCCAAGCUGAUAAUGCCUACACCUGCCUGGUGCCAGAGUUUGUGCACAACGUGGCCGCCCUGCUCUGCCGCUCGCCGCAGUUCGUUGCCUACAGGGAGCAGCUCCUGCGAGAGCCCCACCUGCAAAGCAUGCUCAGCCUGAGGUCCUGCGUGCAAGACCCCAUGGCCUCCUUCCGAAGGGGAGUCCUGGAGCCCUUGGAAAAUCUGCACAAAGAGAGGAAGAUCCCUGAUGAAGAUUUCAUUAUAUUAAUUGAUGGUUUAAAUGAGGCUGAAUUUCACAAGCCAGAUUAUGGAGACACCAUAGUAUCAUUCCUGAGCAAAAUGAUUGGAAAAUUCCCUUCCUGGCUGAAGCUGGUAGUGACAGUCAGGACAAGUCUACAGGAAAUAAUUAAGCUGUUGCCCUUCCACAGAAUAUUUUUGGAUAGACUGGAAGAGAAUGAAGCCAUAGACCAGGACCUGCAGGCAUAUAUCCUUCAUCGGAUACACAGCAGCUCGGAGAUCCAGAACAACAUCUCACUUAACGGCAAAAUGGACAACACUACGUUUGGGAAACUCAGUUCUCACCUCAAGACCUUGAGCCAAGGGUCCUAUCUGUACCUAAAACUCACUUUUGAUCUCAUAGAGAAAGGAUACCUAGUACUAAAAAGCUCCAGCUACAAAGUAGUCCCAGUGUCUCUGUCAGAAGUUUACCUGUUGCAGUGCAAUAUGAAGUUCCCAACGCAGUCUUCCUUUGAUCGGGUUAUGCCUCUCUUGAAUGUGGCAGUGGCAUCUCUGCACCCAUUAACAGAUGAACAUAUUUUUCAGGCCAUUAAUGCAGGUAACAUUGAGGGCACUUUGGAGUGGGAUGACUUUCAGCAGAGGAUGGAGAACCUUUCUAUGUUUCUUAUCAAACGUAGAGAUAUGACGCGAAUGUUUGUUCAUCCCUCUUUCCGAGAAUGGCUUAUUUGGAGAGAAGAAGGUGAAAAGACCAAGUUUCUUUGUGAUCCUAGGAGUGGCCACACAUUACUUGCCUUCUGGUUUUCCCGUCAAGAAGGAAAACUAAAUCGACAGCAAACUAUUGAACUGGGACAUCACAUUCUCAAAGCACAUAUUUUUAAGGGGCUGAGUAAAAAAGUUGGGGUAUCUUCCUCCAUCCUGCAAGGGCUUUGGAUCUCCUACAGCACCGAAGGUCUUUCGAUGGCUUUGGCAUCUCUGAGAAAUCUCUACACCCCAAACAUAAAGGUCAGUCGGUUGCUGAUUUUAGGAGGUGCAAACGUGAAUUAUCGGACCGAAGUUCUGAACAACGCCCCCAUUUUGUGUGUCCAAUCUCACCUGGGUUACACGGAGAUGGUGGCUUUGCUCCUGGAGUUUGGGGCAAAUGUAGAUGCCGCUUCGGAAAGUGGCCUCACCCCCCUUGGCUACGCGGCUGCUGCGGGAUUUCUAAGUAUCGUUGUGCUGUUGUGCAAGAAACGGGCCAAGGUGGAUCAUUUGGACAAAAACGGUCAGUGCGCUCUAGUUCAUGCUGCUCUCAGAGGACACUUGGAGGUGGUGAAGUUCUUGAUCCAAUGCGACUGGACCAUGGCUGGGCAACAGCAGGGAGUGUUUAAGAAGAGCCACGCCAUCCAGCAGGCACUGAUCGCUGCAGCCAGCAUGGGUUACACCGAGAUUGUCUCCUACCUGCUCGAUCUUCCAGAAAAAGAUGAAGAAGAGGUGGAGCGAGCACAAAUCAACAGCUUUGACAGCCUUUGGGGAGAGACAGCUCUGACGGCAGCAGCCGGGCGUGGGAAGCUGGAGGUCUGCCGGCUCCUCCUGGAGCAGGGUGCCGCGGUGGCACAGCCCAACCGCCGCGGGGUCGUUCCGCUCUUCAGCGCCGUGAGACAGGGCCACUGGCAGAUUGUAGAUCUUCUACUCACGCACGGUGCUGAUGUAAACAUGGCAGACAAGCAGGGGCGGACGCCGCUGAUGAUGGCUGCAUCUGAGGGACAUCUGGGCACAGUGGAGUUUCUGCUCGCACAAGGUGCCUCCAUUUCUUUAAUGGACAAGGAGGGUUUGACGGCCCUCAGCUGGGCUUGUCUGAAGGGACACCUCUCCGUGGUGCGUUCCCUGGUAGAGAACGGAGCUGCCACCGACCACGCGGAUAAAAACGGACGCACUCCACUGGACCUGGCAGCUUUUUACGGCGAUGCAGAGGUGGUUCAGUUUCUGGUGGACCAUGGGGCCAUGAUCGAGCACGUUGACUACAGCGGGAUGCGCCCACUCGACAGGGCAGUGGGGUGCCGCAACACCUCAGUUGUCGUCACUCUCCUGAAGAAAGGAGCAAAGAUAGGUCCAGCAACAUGGGCGAUGGCAACCUCCAAACCAGACAUCAUGAUCAUCCUGUUGAGCAAGCUGAUGGAGGAGGGAGACAUGUUUUAUAAGAAAGGUAAAGUGAAAGAGGCUGCCCAGCGCUACCAGUAUGCUCUGAAAAAAUUCCCCAGGGAAGGGUUUGGAGAAGACCUGAAAACCUUCCGUGAGCUGAAGGUGUCGCUCCUUCUCAACCUCUCCCGGUGUCGAAGGAAAAUGAACGAUUUUGGAAUGGCGGAGGAAUUUGCUACUAAAGCACUGGAGCUGAAACCGAAAUCUUAUGAAGCUUACUAUGCAAGAGCAAGGGCCAAACGCAGCAGCAGGCAGUUUUCAGCAGCCCUGGAGGACCUGAACGAGGCCAUCAAGCUGUGUCCCAACAACCGUGAGAUCCAGCGGCUGCUGAUGCGGGUGGAAGAGGAGUGCAGGCAGGUGCAGCAGCAGCAGCAGCAGCCGCCGCCGCUCCCAGUGGAGCCUGAACCUGAAGUCCAGCAUGAAGAGCUGUAUUCCGUGCAAGACAUCUUUGAGGAGGAGUACCUUGAGCAGGACGUAGAAAAUGUUUCCAUCGGCUUGCAGACAGAGUCCAGGCCAAACCAAGGGCUGCCCAUCAUCCAGAGCCCACCCCCGUCCCCAGCUCACAGGGACUCGGCCUAUAUUUCUGGCUCACCUCUUGGCUCUCAUCAGGUCUUUGAUUUCAGGUCCAGUAGCUCCGUGGGUUCGCCAACCAGGCAAGGGUACCAGUCCACGUCUCCUGCUCUGUCUCCGACACACCAAAACUCGCAUUAUAGACCCAGUCCUCCGCACACAUCCCCUGCUCACCAGGGCUCCUCUUACCGCUUCAGCCCACCUCCUGUCGGAAGUCAAGGGAAGGAAUAUCAAAGCCCACCACCUUCUCCUCUUCGUAGAGGUCCUCAGUAUCGCGCCAGCCCCCCGGCAGAAAGCAUGAGCGUUUAUAGGUCCCAGUCUGGUUCCCCGGUUCGUUAUCCGCAAGAACCUAGCGGAGUCAGCCAGCUCCCCGGUAGACCGAAGUCUCCGUUGUCCAAGAUGACGCAGAGAUCUUUCCAGAUGCCCCAGCUCCCCGUGGCUGUGCCGCAGCAGGGGCUGAGGCUGCAGCCAGCCAAGGCGCAGAUCGUGAGGAGCAACCAGCCCAGCUCAGCCGUCCAUUCGAGUACCGUAAUCCCAACUGGUGCUUACAGUCAGGUUGCCCACUCGAUGGCCAGCAAGUACCAGUCAGCGUCAGGGGAAAUGGGGGUUAGCCAGAGCAGGUUGGUCUACCAGGGCUCCAUCGGGGGCAUCGUCGGUGACAGCAGACCGGUGCAGCACGUUCAGGCGAGCCUCAGCGCGGGAGCGAUCUGUCAGCACGGCGGGCUGGCUAAAGAAGACCUUCCGCAGAGACCGUCCUCGGCGUACAGGGGGGGUAUGAGAUACAGCCAGACACCUCAGAUCGGGCGAAGCCAGUCCGCUUCCUACUAUCCGGUGUGUCACUCGAAGCUUGACCUGGAACGUUCUUCCCUCCCCGCCAGCCAGCUGGGCUCUCCAGAUGUGUCUCAUCUCAUCAGAAGGCCCAUCACAGUUAAUCCCAGCGAAAUCAAGCCUCACCCGCCGACUCCGAGGCCCCUGCUCCACUCUCAGAGCGUCGGCCUCCGCUUCUCUCCUUCCAGCAAUAGCAUCUCCUCCACCUCCAACCUGACUCCCAAUUUCCGCCCUUCUGCUUCGAUUCAACAAAUGGAGAUUCCUCUCAAGCCAGCUUAUGACAGAGCGUGCGAUGAACUUUCUCCGGUCUCUCCCACGCAGGGGGGUUACCCCAGCGAGCCAGCCCGUUCCCGGACCACACCGUUCAUGGGAAUCAUAGAUAAAACGGCUCGGACUCAGCAGUACCCCCACCUCCAUCAGCAGAACCGGACCUGGGCUGUGUCGUCAGUGGACACUGUCAUUAGUCCGACGUCUCCUGGCAAUCUCCCCCAGCCGGAAUCAUUUAGCCCGCCUUCUUCAAUCAGCAACAUUGCCUUUUAUAACAAAACCAACAAUGCACAGAAUGGCCAUUUGCUAGAGGAAGACUAUUACAGCCCCCAUGGGAUGCUGGCCAAUGGGUCCCGGGGAGACCUCCUGGAGAGAGUCACCCAAGCCUCCUCGUACCCCGACGUCAAGGUGGCAAGGACGCUGCCUGUGGCGCAGGCCUACCAGGACAACCUGUACAGGCAGCUCUCCAGGGACUCCAGGCAAGGGCAGACAUCCCCAAUCAAACCAAAGAGACCAUUUGUGGAGUCUAAUGUGUAA
Messenger RNA from Haliaeetus leucocephalus (bald eagle), 5967 nucleotides. It is a transcript of the gene TANC2, whose product is annotated as tetratricopeptide repeat, ankyrin repeat and coiled-coil containing 2. Gene Ontology annotation, cellular component: dendritic spine. Lineage: Eukaryota; Metazoa; Chordata; Aves; Accipitriformes; Accipitridae. The coding region runs from base 1 to 5967 and encodes 1988 amino acids. Gene Ontology annotation, molecular function: protein binding. The transcript is spliced from 26 exons. Gene Ontology annotation, biological process: regulation of dendritic spine morphogenesis. The record is from RefSeq and is a predicted model, not a curated record.